AUGGGUCGCGUCAUUCGCUCGCAGCGCAAGGGCGCAGGGUCCGUGUUCAAGGCUCAUACACACAAGAGGAAGGGGGCUGCAAAGCUUCGAGCUCUCGACUAUGCCGAACGCCACGGCUACAUCAAAGGGCUUGUCACCUCCAUCGAGCAUGACCCCGGCAGAGGCGCUCCCCUCGCAGUCGUGGCGUUCCGCGAUCCGUACAAGUAUCGCCUGAACAAGGAACGCAUGCUCGCAGUAGAGGGCCUUCACACUGGCCAGUUCGUGCACUGCGGAAAGAAGGCCGAGUUGACCAUCGGCAAUGUGCUCCCCUUGGGGCGGGUGCCUGAGGGUACGGUUGUGUGUUCUGUGGAGGAGAAGGCUGGAGAUAGGGGGUCUAUCGCGCGCACAUCUGGCACAUUCGCAACUGUUGUGGGGCAUAACGAGGAUGCUGGAAAGACUCGUGUGCGUCUGCCUUCCGGAGCGAGAAAGACGCUUCCCUCGAGAGCGCGUUGCAUUGUUGGCCUUGUUGCUGGUGGUGGUCGCAUUGACAAGCCCCUGCUGAAGGCGGGCACUGCGUAUCACAAGUACAAGGCGAAGAGAAACUGCUGGCCUAGAGUGCGUGGUGUUGCUAUGAACCCCGUCGAGCAUCCCCACGGAGGAGGGAAUCACCAGCACAUUGGUCAUCCCUCCACUGUCUCGCGGAACGCCCCUCCAGGCCAGAAGGUGGGUCUUAUCGCUGCUCGCCGGACGGGUCUGCUGCGUGGUGGUCGCAAGGCGAAGCUGGCAGGCAAGGACAGUUGA
Messenger RNA from Cyclospora cayetanensis, 780 nucleotides. Its product is annotated as 60S ribosomal protein L8. The transcript has 7 exons. Gene Ontology annotation, biological process: cytoplasmic translation. NCBI's taxonomy places the organism in Eukaryota, Apicomplexa, Conoidasida, Eucoccidiorida, Eimeriidae. Gene Ontology annotation, molecular function: RNA binding; structural constituent of ribosome. The coding region runs from base 1 to 780 and encodes 259 amino acids. Gene Ontology annotation, cellular component: ribosome; cytosolic large ribosomal subunit. The record is from RefSeq and is a predicted model, not a curated record.